AUUAAAGUGAGCUUACACAAAGCCGUAAUUUUUAAAAGCAAUUUCACAAUAUUAUAACGAUGAUCAGCAUUUUUUUUGUAAAACUACAAUAAAAUUAUCGGUUUACUUCAGGAGAUUGCAGUGUUGAAGAGAAGAAGCCAUCAAUGUGGUGUUUGUUUUACUAACGUCUUUGUUUUCGAUUGUAAAUCGCUAACAUGGCUGAAAAGAAAAUUCAAGAAAAUCCUCUACCGGAGGAACAGAUUGAAACAAGUAUACCUCAAGACACUAACAUGAAACCAGCUGAUAAAUCUUCCCCACCACCUACAGUGGUGACACCACCUCGGGUCCCAUCAUUCACCAAGACAUCUCCAAAUGACAUGUACAGGAGACUGUUGCCGGCUGUUUUGUUUCUGCUGACAUUUGUCACCGUGAUGACCAUGUUGCUCAUUUACAUGGAUACUGUUGCCCUGGGCGCGCAGCAGUUCCGCCUGAACAUGUCGCGCGACUACGAGCUGGCGCGCAUCCCGCAGGAGUCGGCGCCGCUGGUGGCCUACGUGCGCCAGCUGCACCUGCAGCCGCGCGCGCCCGCGCACCCGCCGCCCUCCCCGCGCCCCACCCCGCGCGUGGCCGUGCUGGACCGGCUGCUCGGCGAGAUCUACAACGGCACGUUCGUGGAGUUCCUGCCGCAGGGCCCCCGCGACGGGUCCGCGCAGUUCCUGGAGGCGGCGCGGCGCUGGGACGGCGUGGUGGUGCGCGCCAAGGCCAAGGACUACCUGGCGCUGCGCGGCGCGGCGCGCGCGCUGCACGCCUGCCUCAGCCCCACGGACCACCCGAGGGAGGUGACGUACCACGAGUCGGACAGCCGCGAGUCGGCCUUCAGCUCGCGCGUGCUGUGCCUGCCGCUGUUCACGGUGCUGCUCGCCGCCGACGCCACGCGCGCGCACUACGUGCUGCUGGGCGGCGACAACGUCGUGCCCGCGCUGCAGCACGUGCCCUUCCAGAAGGUGCACUUGCAGGUUAUAGAGUACUUCUUCAAAGACAUAGCGUCAGUGAACGCGACGACGACUUUACUCGCGGCGCGCAACUACUCGGUCGCGGCCGUCUUCCCCGACAGCAUCAUGUACUCGCUCAAGCCGUGAGGGCCUCGCCUGGCUGUUGCUUCUUCGACACCUUUUCUUAUUUACAACAUCAACUAAGUGUAAUUUAACUGCCUGGCUAGGGACAAAUCUAGAGGAAAAAACGCGGCUGAAUUACGCGCCCGCAGGAGCUAAGUCAGUUCAAUAAAAACGUGUCAUUCGCCUGCGUCUUUACCUACAGAUUUGUGACUAGUUUCAACAGGUCCCUCCUGUUUGUUGGAAGCGAGUGAGAAAAUGUUCUCGACCAAUCGUUUUCUCGUAAUCUGCGGGGCAUGGGAGAAUAUUGCAUGGGAUUUGUCAGCCCUUUGCUACAAUUGCAGAUCGAUGAUUGGUGGAGAACGUCCCCUUCCCGCUUCCCGUACAUCGGGGUUUUUACCUACUUUGAUUUCGCUAUAGUAAAUAGUAACUUGAGUACUCCGUAUAUUUUUGAAAAUAGCAACAUUUUUAAAUCCCGAACCUUUGGUAAAGGCUGAUAAUUUAAUUGACGAUUUCUUUUGAAACUAAUUUCACAGAGUGACACCACUAACAUUGACGUCAAACGUUAAUAGAGUGCCACCAUUUCAGAGUUAACAAGUAAUUUCUCAGUCUUUACAAAGAUUGGCUCUUAAUUGGAUAAAAAGUAGUUUUGUUUUACAUCAAAAUUUAUCUUUUUUGUGAGUGAGAUUAAAAGUAAAUAACAAUUAUUUGUUGGAGUAAUGACUAGCGCUGUAUUCUUUGUUGGUGAAGCGUUGACUCGAUAGCUUUUACAAAAUGAACUGAAAAAAAACAUGAACAAAACAAUAAGAAUCUCUGAUAUAAACAGAAAAAUCAAAUUUUACCAUCAAUUAUUGUAUAAUUUUCAAUUUAUUUGCUAAUUUUUUUUGUUUACACGUUCAAUUAAUUGAUAAGAAAAUGACAAAAGGAUGUAUGUAUCAGUUAAUUGUUAGGUGAAAUAAUGUUUUACGUUAAUGUGAUUUAAUUGUAAGUCGUCUCAUUAAUUGUAAUAUUAAUUGAAUUAUUAAUUUAUUUGCCUCUUUAAAUGUGCCUUAAUAUUUGGUGUGCUAUUCACAAAACUUUCACUUUGCCUGAUCAAAAUCAUAUUAUUUUUGAAAAGAUCCAUGAUUGAAAAAAAAAUUGUGUGCACAAAGCAUACACAUAAGUACUAUAUGAUGACAAAACAUAGAAUAAUCUUCCAAAUGUAAAUUACAGUAUGUUUAUUAUAUACUCAUUGUGCCUUAUGUGAAUGAUAAAAAAACGUUGUUACUUCAGUUUUGUUCAAUAGCCACUCGAAUAGUUCGUAUUCCAUUUCUGCUAAAGCAAGUGCUCAUUUUAGUGCCCACGACGUUUUAGAUUAAGGCAGCACUUUCCAAUUUAAUGGGACGUAAAGAGAUGUUUAUACAGGGUGUCCCAAAACUGCAUAGUGUACUGUACAUAAAAAUUAUUCAAGGGAAACCAAAUUAAAAAAAUGUUUCUAACAAAAAUCUGUUUAGAGCACGGGUAUUGCUAAUUAUAGAAUCGAUCGAUGAAGUCGUUUAUGUUCAAUUUAAAUCAAUCAAUCGCAAGUGCAUCGUGUUAGUGUGUCGCGAUUGUAUCGCCGCUUAAGUCGUGCGUGUGUAAAGAGCUAGACUGUUAGCUACUGCAUCGCUACAGACACACUGCUAAAAGAUGCUCUAAGGUGAAUGGCAAAAUUGAGUUCUGGCAAUUUUUGUUGCCAUGAAUAGUUCACGCUACCUCAUUGGCAGCACUGUUUAGUGAUCAGUAUUCACAAUUGAACUGACCACCGGAAAUUCCGAAAUUUGAAUUUACGUUUACAGGAAGAACGAUAUAAGUACAAAUGUUGAUAUUUUUGUAUGAAUUGUAUUUGUGGACACCCUGUGGUUUUCUACGGUUGAGACAAUAAGGUUUGUGUAUAAGGUUGUUAUAUUUAUAAAUGUAGGUAGCUAGACAAUUCGCAGUAUUCAACUAUGUUAUCGUAUUGGAGUCAGACCAACGUUCAGGUUAUUCGAUUCAAAAUAUGGAUUUGUUUUAGAAUACUGAAAUACGAAAAAAUACAGAUGAUUUGUACGAGAACGUGUCACAGCAUUACCAUAUCAAUGUAACCUUAGUUGAUACCAAACGUAGUCUUGACUUCAAUUUAAGAUGGUAGGUCACUGUCCUGCUUUCAUUCACAAGCGCUAAGCACUUUUAUACAAAUUGUACUAUUUCCAACAAAAAAAUUAAUGUGCUUAUAAGCAAUCUUGGAUGAUUAUAAAAAAAGAAAUAACUUUUAUUUUGUUUUGUCAGUGUCCCAUCCCUAUAGAGAUACGUGGUAUACCACAAUUUAAAUUUGAUGCCAAGGGAUUAAUAUUAUGAUAAUAAUUGUAACUUUUUAUCCAAACAAAAACCGACCUCGAAAGAUGUGGAAUAGAUGUAAUUUGCCAAGUUGCAUUGAAAUCGGUUACCGGAAAGUGCGCAAAAUCGAUUCAUCCUCUAGUUUGCCACCCUUAGAGGUGGGAAUAUUUUUUUCAAAUUUACAUGGACCAUUACUGAGGUGGCCUUUCCAACAAAAACGUAACACUCUCUCCUUUUUUUGAAGUCGGUUAAAAAUGUUUCAGCUUCUUACAACCGAAAAAUAAUUUAUUGAUCUUGUCUUAAUUUUUUUUUAUAUUGGCGCAAAUGAAUCUCUUAACGGCUAAAAAUUAUAACAGAUUGGAUGCAAAUGUGCAAUAAACUUAUGUACGAAGUCAGGAUCGUGAUAUAGCAACUUACGAAACAUAAUAUUGUGGCUUAUUAUUUUAGAUAGACAGCAAAGAACACGAAUAAUGUUAAAAAUUUACACUUUUCGAACACAUUUUUAAUAUAAAAUUCUCUAGAUGUUAGUAUUCACUGCCAUUUUAAUUACAUUUAAUUUUAAUUAUUUAUUGAUUAUUCAAUUUUAACUAUUAUUAUUUCCAGAAUUCCUCGAACGAAUUACGUAUCUGUUGAUGUGAUUUAUCGAUGUGAUUAUUCUUCAGUAUUUUUAAUUUGAUCUUAAUUUUAAAUGUUCCAGUGUAAUAAUUCUAUAUUUUUUUAAGUGUAAUUUUGUGUGUUGUAUUAAGGAGAAUUAUUUUUUAAAUGUUAAUUUUAGCGCGCGCAAAUUAUUUUUUUAAUCCACCAUUCCGUUUUGUAGAAUUCCAUCUUUAAUUUUACCAAGACUGAAUAUCGCGUAUUUUUUAACAUAAAAUAUCGAUCAAAAAGUUUUUAUUUUUCGUAUCAAUUUAUUCUCAUUAUUUCAUGAUUAAUUUGAUGAUUGA
Molecule: messenger RNA, 4366 nt
Organism: Hyposmocoma kahamanoa
Lineage: Eukaryota; Metazoa; Arthropoda; Insecta; Lepidoptera; Cosmopterigidae
Gene: S
Product: protein Star
Exons: 6
Coding region: 195-1118 (307 amino acids)
Source: RefSeq, a predicted model, not a curated record